CUGCAAGUCUCAAUGCAGAGAGAUGUCAAGGGAUGCCGAGAUAAGUAGAGGAGAAGACGCGUUAUCGGCUGUGGAGUUUUGUUUUGAGCCCUUUUUGGUUGUGGGUGACACUUAACAUUUUCUUGGAUACCCAGAGAUUUAAAAUGAGCGAGCAGAUAGGGUUUCUAUAUCUUGCGCGAGGACACCUAAACGGGGCUCCCGGGUGUUGAUGGACACCUGCUGGGAUCAAACCUGCAACCUUUUAGCCGCAGCAAAAGCCAAUAGACGUCCCCCCCCCCCUCCACUAAAACAACCUGUAUCACAUUUACAGUAUGGAUUAUUGUUGGCGCAAAUCAAUUUAACAACUUUUCUCGGGGAAUGGAUUUAAUUCAGUGGAAACUGUGAUACCUACACGUUUCUUAUUUUUUUUACUUUCAUCUUUAUGUGUAUUCCAGACACACAUCCGGCGGUUUUAGUGUUAUUCUUGACACGUUUCUGUUAAGAUUUCCGAUCCUCGGUACACUUACAAGAGUUGUAGCCUAAAAUCUCGUCGGCUCUCAUGGGACUGAGGCAUUCGUCGCGUUGUUUGCUGCUACGGCGGAAGAUGGCGGAGGCGGACAGCUCGGAGAGGCAACAGCCUGUCACGUCCCCCCUCUCUCAGUCUGCUCAGCCCUCCCCACUGUCUAAACCAGUGCCUACUACCCACCAUGUGCCCUGCGUCCCCCAUACACCUCAUGUAGCAGCCCUGGCCACCUGUCCUGGUCGGGGAAAGAUUGCCAAGUUCAUGAGCCCGGAGGAAAUGACAUCACGGGACUACUACUUCGACUCUUAUGCCCACUUUGGCAUCCAUGAGGAGAUGCUGAAGGACGAGGUGCGGACGCUGACCUACCGGAACGCCAUGUACCACAACAAGCACGUGUUCAAAGAUAAAAUCGUCCUGGAUGUCGGCAGCGGCACGGGGAUCCUCUGUAUGUUUGCCGCAAAUGCCGGCGCCAAACACGUCUACGGGAUUGAAUGUUCAAGCAUAUCCGAAUAUUCCGAGAAGAUUAUCAAGUCAAAUCACCUACACAAUGUCAUUACCAUUUUCAAGGGCAAAGUGGAGGAGGUGGAGCUGCCCGUGGAGAAGGUGGACAUUAUCAUCUCGGAGUGGAUGGGCUACUGCCUCUUCUACGAGUCCAUGCUCAACACCGUCAUCUUCGCCAGGGACAAGUGGCUGAAACCCGGAGGCCUGAUGUUCCCUGACAGAGCGACUCUCUACGUGGUAGCCAUUGAAGACAGGCAGUACAAGGACUUCAAGAUUCAUUGGUGGGAAAACGUGUACGGGUUCGACAUGAGCUGCAUUCGCAACGUGGCCAUCAGAGAGCCUCUGGUGGAUAUGGUGGAUCAAAAGCAGGUGGUGACUAACGCCUGCCUCCUCAAGGAAGUGGACAUCUACACUGUGAAGCCAGAGGAUCUGUCCUUCACCUCAGCCUUCUGUCUGCAGAUCCAGCGCAACGAUUACGUCCACGCCCUGGUCACCUAUUUCAACAUCGAGUUCACCAAGUGUCACAAGAAGACCGGCUUCUCCACCGCUCCAGAUGCUGCCAGCACACACUGGAAGCAGACAGUGUUUUACUUAGAGGACUACUUGACUGUGAAGAAGGGAGAGGAGAUCUUCGGCAGUAUCACCGUCAGGCCCAAUGAGAAGAAUGUGCGUGACCUGGAGUUCACCCUGGAGCUAGACUUUAAAGGACAGCUAUGCGAGGCCGCCAUUUCCCACGACUACAAAAUGCGUUAGGAGCAACAACGACCGACCGACCGACUCCCCUCAGCCGCUCUGGAACACACUCGGAGAGGGCGCACACGCUCUCCAACAAGCAUUCCAGUUGGCCAGCGAGGGCGACCACACGCAUCUGAUCGGAUGCCAUCAUGCCAGCACCUAAGUGAUGUCAUCGGAAAAGGGCAAGCAAUAUCAGCAAUAGUGCCGUCACCUGUACCAACUUGACUCCGGCACGUAGUUGAAUGUAACAUCCUAAAUGAACUUGAUUUCUUCUCUCACUAGGUUCUGGAAAUUGUAUCAUUUUGAGUAUAAAAUAAAAAGCAUUGGAGUCUUUGUAUUGUUAGUGCAGCUAAUUGAAAAGCAUUGAUCUGCGUGAUGUCCAGAGGGUUACAGCACGGUCACCAUUUGUUAGGAUUCAUUAUGCAGUGUGUAAUAGUAUAGAGGGUGCAGUAAUCAAGUGUUUCAUUUGAGUUAUUUAUGAUUUGCAAGUGAAAGUAUUUGUAUUUGUUUUGCGUCAUUGAUUUCAGAAAGGUGUGGAAUGACAUUUCUUUAU
This is a messenger RNA of Cottoperca gobio, 2291 nucleotides long. RefSeq names its product protein arginine methyltransferase 8b (gene prmt8b). NCBI's taxonomy places the organism in Eukaryota, Metazoa, Chordata, Actinopteri, Perciformes, Bovichtidae. The record is from RefSeq and is a predicted model, not a curated record. Bases 539 to 1756 code for a protein of 405 amino acids. The transcript has 10 exons. Gene Ontology annotation, cellular component: plasma membrane. Gene Ontology annotation, biological process: peptidyl-arginine methylation, to asymmetrical-dimethyl arginine; chromatin remodeling. Gene Ontology annotation, molecular function: protein-arginine omega-N monomethyltransferase activity; protein-arginine omega-N asymmetric methyltransferase activity; histone methyltransferase activity.